AUGAGCUCCGAAGGGAGUGUAGCUUACUGCACUCUUCUAUUGAGCGAUCAUUAUCUCCCUGGAGCCGUGGUCCUCGCUCACUCCUUGCGCGACAAUGGAACAAACGCGAAACUAGUGGUCCUCUACACGCCGGACACCUUACAGCCGGCUACCAUUCAGGAGCUUCGGACGAUAUACGAUGAACUUAUCCCCGUUCACCCGAUGACGAACAGCACCCCGGCGAACCUCUGGCUGAUGGAGCGUCCGGACCUGAUAGCCACGUUUACUAAGAUCGAGCUCUGGCGACAAACGCAGUUCCGGCGCAUUGUAUAUAUUGAUUGUGAUGUUGUGGCGCUCCGAGCCCCCGACGAGCUGCUCGAUCUCGAGGUGGAUUUCGCCGCUGUCCCGGAUGUCGGCUGGCCGGAUUGCUUUAACAGCGGGCUGAUGGUGCUGCGACCCAACCUGGAGGAUUAUUUCGCCCUGCAGGCGCUCGCAGAACGAGGCAUCAGUUUUGAUGGCGCGGAUCAGGGCUUGCUGAACUUGCAUUUCAAGGACUGGCAUCGACUCAGUUUCACCUAUAACUGCACACCCAGCGCAAACUAUCAGUACAUACCGGCCUACAAACAUUUUCAGAGUACAAUUAACUUGAUUCAUUUUAUCGGAUCCCGGAAGCCUUGGAACAUGUCGAGGCAGGUGGCUCCGGCUGAUUCGCCUUAUAACCAGUUACUGGGCAGGUGGUGGGCGAUUUACGAUCGGCAUUACCGUCCUGUCGCGAGAGCUGCGAGUGUCCCGGAAUACAUCCCCAAACAUGUCCCGGAGAACACUGAUCAGCCAGAGGGCGAGCCUACUCCUCUGCAAUCUGAUAUUGCAACUCAUCAACCAGACCUGCCUGUGGAGCCAUCUUCGUCGACAGCUCUUCCGCACAUUCCGUCAGACCAAAGUCUUCCGAGCUCUGAAGGAUUACCGGCCGAAAAACGGCGCGUGAUACCAUCAGAACCAGCCUGGGCACCAACGCCGGCGCCGCAGCAAAUAUCGAGUGGAGAUGAUUCCACGCCACAUGAAGCUGAACAUGGCGAACAUCAUGGUCCCAUCUCUAUAGAGCCGCCUGUCGACAUCCCCCAGCCACGAACAGAAGAACCUCAGUCACAUAUUACCCGAAACGUGCAAGCACCCUUUUUCAGUGCUGUUCCACAGUAUGUACGGGGGGAAGAGCACAUAUCGGCUUACAUAGAACCGCAACCGCAUGGGGCUCCGUCUGUCACGCAUAUAGAGCAGCGAUCCUGGGUCCAAUCAGACGUCGGCCCACUGACGUCGUACCCGCCAUCUUCAGGUGCUAUUGAGACUCAAGCCAGUGGCCAACCACAGGAAGGUCCUUAUGGAGAGGAAGAGCAUCCGGUAGAGCGAUCCUCGCCUAGGCCUGAAACCCCGACUUUUGAAGCCCCCAAGGCAGAAUGGGACGCACCUCAUGAGCCUCCACCUUUGAACAGCAAGCCCGAAGCUAUUGCUUUGGAACUGAAGACAUACACCAUGUCAGAGGAUAACCAGCUGUUCCAACCGCCUGUCUCAUAUCCGGAAGCCCCCAAAAACAUGUACUAUGAUGUGCCGGAAACCAAACCUGAGCCUGAAAAGCUCACGCAAAUAUUCCCCUGGGAGAGUCACAUGCCCAAGCCCACUCGGGUGUUUGUGGACGAUGAUCAAAGUACUCUUUCUCUUCCGAGCCAUAGCAGCACAAGGAUCUCCACAGAGUUCUCCAAAGAAGACUCGAUGUCGCGAUCUCUGGAAUCAGCUUUUACCUGGACUUACAGCGAGCCUCCGGAGUCAUGGGAAAACUAUACCAGGUCCAACGCAUGGGACGACGUCCCGGAGAUUCAACGGUAUAUCCAAUCGAUCCAGAAGCCUCGGAAGGCCAGGGUUCAGGUGAUAUCGGGUACAUCCAGUUCUGGACAUGGAUCCUCAGGGCAAACAAUACCGGAACCAGGCUCAGACACACGGUUGACUCAUUUCCCCAGCGAAAUUGAGCGUCCCAGUCUGCCAGUCACGCCAAUGCCCAUCAGGAGAAGGUCGUCACACAUCUUCAGCACAUCGGAAGAAGAGGAAUUCACCACGGGCCAACUACCCGUUGCCGAAGGAGUGCCGAGCCAGGAGGACUGGGUGGGUGUCACGGUUGAUGUGUUUUUGCAUCUCCUUCGAGCGGCAUACUUAUACUGGACUUUAACAGAAUCCGUUGACACGCCUCGAAGAGCUGCAACGGCGUCAAUCAGAGGUUCUAGAGAACCCAGAUCUACUCAUUGA
This is a messenger RNA of Aspergillus melleus, 2271 nucleotides long. RefSeq names its product glycogenin (gene GLG2). The transcript has 5 exons. Lineage: Eukaryota; Fungi; Ascomycota; Eurotiomycetes; Eurotiales; Aspergillaceae. Bases 1 to 2271 code for a protein of 756 amino acids. The record is from RefSeq and is a predicted model, not a curated record. Gene Ontology annotation, cellular component: cytoplasm. Gene Ontology annotation, molecular function: glycosyltransferase activity.